This is a messenger RNA of Eimeria maxima, 903 nucleotides long. Its product is annotated as ABC transporter, putative. Gene Ontology annotation, molecular function: ABC-type transporter activity. The transcript is spliced from 2 exons. Lineage: Eukaryota; Apicomplexa; Conoidasida; Eucoccidiorida; Eimeriidae. Bases 1 to 903 code for a protein of 300 amino acids. The record is from RefSeq and is a predicted model, not a curated record.
AUGUUUGAUGAAUUAUUAUUAUUAUAUAGAGGAGAAAUUGUAUAUUAUGGACCUUCAUAUAAAUGUAUUUCAUAUUUUUAUAAAUUUGGAUUUAAAUGUCCACCACAAUUUAAUCCCGCAGAUUUUCUUCUUGAUUUAUUAACUAUUACACAACAAUAUAAUUAUAAUAAUUAUAAUUAUAAUAAUUAUAAUAAUAAUAAUUAUUAUUAUAAUAAGGAGGAAGAGGAAGAGGAGGAGGUGGGGGAAGGAGAGGGAGAUGGGGGACAGAAACAGCAAAAAUAUGGGAGACAAUUGCUACAGAUAGAUAGGGGACAACAUGAACAACAAGAACAACAAGAACAAGAACAAGAACAACACGUAACAGGAGAAGAAGGAGAAGGAGAAGGAGGAGAAGGAGGAGAAGGAGGAGAAGAAGAAGGAGGAGGAAGAGGAAGAGGAAGAGGAAGAGGAAGAGGAAGAGGAAGAGGAGGACAGAAACAACAAUCUACCCGUAGUUGUAUGCAUGCAGAAUCACAAUUUAUAUUACCUUCUUGUUGUGAUGAGCAGCAGCAGAUGCAGCAGAUGCAGCAUGAUGAAGGUACUGCAGUAAGAGCAGGAAGAGGAAGAGGAAGAGGAAGAGGAAGAGGAAGAGGAAGAGGAGGGAUAAGGAGAGAGGAGAGUGCAGCACAUAUAUUAAUGGAGGCAGAAGAGACAGAGGAGGAGAGAGGAGAAGAAGAAAAAAAAGGAGACAAUAAAAAGGAGACAAUAGGAGAAAAAGAAGAAGAGAAAGAAGAAGAAGAAAAAGAAGAAGAAGAAGAAGAAGAAGAAGAAGAAGGAAAAGGAGACAAUAAAAAAGAGACAAUAGAUCUAUUAUCUUAUUAUGAAUCUAAUAUGAUUAGGGACACGAUGGUUUACAGAGUUUAG